Molecule: messenger RNA, 602 nt
Organism: Lactuca virosa
Lineage: Eukaryota; Viridiplantae; Streptophyta; Magnoliopsida; Asterales; Asteraceae
Source: the annotation of a GenBank genome assembly
UAUCAAACAUUCAUUCAUAAAAAUGGCUUUCUUUGCUAAGAAAUCAAAACUUUUCGUGCUAAUGAUCAUUCUUCUUAUUUGUUCUUCCCAUGCGAAUGAUCAGAUCCCCCAAGUCAGGAAAGGGGAUCGUAAAUUGCUUGGCAUUGCUAAAGUAGUAGGUUCUCUUGUAAAGGGAGUGCGUAAAGGUGUGGAUGAUACUACCAAGCCUGCAGUUAAAAAAGUGCCAACUACAAAGCCUGCAGAUAUUACUGCAAAGAACAUAGGGGAAAGCGGAGUAGGGAAGGGAUUUGGAACAGGCUUUCGCUUAGGGUGGAACAGAGGAAAAUGGUAUUAUCGAAUGGAGGAAAGGUGUCAAAAAUAUCAAAGCUUGUUGAAUUGUAUCCCUGCUUCUCCAGCUUGCCAUGCAACUUCAAGGAGUUGCUUCGUCGAAGUUAUUGAAAACACAAGAAUGGUUGAUUACUGCCGGGAGGACUGUGAGCCUACCUUGCCAACACGCACCCCUUGCACUUAUCAUCAUGGUGUUUUUUAUUUGGGAAGUACCAAGCUCUCGCUAGAUGAUGCUCGCACCCGUUGUCAGGUUGUAUAAGUACUAGAAUGCUCCG